CGUCGGCCGUUUAGUUCGCGUUUGACAGCGAGUCAGUGUAGUUGCGCGAAGUUGAUUACGGAGUCAUAAAGUUCUGCGCUCGUGUUCGUUCUGUGUUCUCUGGUUUUGUUGUUUUUUACCUUUAGUUUUUGCAGAUGGUGUAAGAUGAUCUUCGAAGGCCUCUAGAUUAGACUGCAACCGUACACCCCGUACUGCACAUUCCUUGUGACACUCACAAAACGCACAACGAAUCGAAAUGGAUUUACCGAAGGGAGCCAAGAUAACCCACGCCGGGCUGCUGCAUCACACUCCGGAUGGCAAGACCGAGAUUCAGAAGAUCACCCAAGCCGGUCUGGUGGCUCGGUCACCCGAGGGGACGGCUGCCAAGGGGAUGAACAUCCGUGGCAACGAGGAUCUGUGGGUGGAAAUUCAGGCCAAUACCUUCAAGAAUUGGGUCAACGAACAUGUGAAGGAGUCUGGCUUGCGGGUCAGUGAUUUCCACGAGGAUUUCUGCGACGGUACAUUUCUGUGUGCCUUGGUGGAAAGUCUUCAGAAGCGUCCUCUGAAGCCAAACUGGAACAAAAGACCCGCCAACCAGCACCAUUAUUUGGAAAAUGCCACCACGGCCUUGAAUGCCAUCGAAGCCGAUGGGGUGAAGCUAGUCAAUAUCGGCAACGUUGACAUCGUCAAUGGGAAUGUCAAGUUGAUUCUGGGUCUGAUUUGGUCCCUGAUUGUACGCUACCAGAUCGGUAAGAGUAAAUUCCCACCGAGGAAGUUGAUGCUGGCGUGGUUGCAAGCUGCCCUGCCCGAUUGCAAGGUGACCAAUUUGACGUCGGAUUGGAACAGUGGAGUACUGCUGUCAGCUCUGCUGGAUUACUGCGAGCCUGGGCUGUUCCCGCAUUGGCGUACGUUGGAUGUCCACGAUUCGGUUCGGAACUGCGAGCGUGCGAUGAAAAUCGCCUACGAUAGGUUCGGGAUACCGAAGGUGCUGGAGCCGGAGUAUUUAGCGUCCAGCUGGUUGGAUGAACUGUCCGGUAUGACAUAUUUGUCGUACUUUAUGAAACCGGACGGACCGGGCUACAAUACCACCAUGCGGUGGGUCAACAGUGUCAUCAAACGAUCGGUGUCCAAUUUCACGACGGACUUCAACGACGGAAAGGUAUUCUGCGAGAUCAUCAAAGAUCUGGGCGGUCCUGUACCGGAUCCGAGUAAACUAAGCUCGGACCCAAUACUGUGGGAGAGCAACCAGAACAAGGUUAUCGAGGGUGGUCUGAAGUUGGGAGUGAAACCGGUUCUGGCCGCCAAGGAUAUGGCAACGGCCGAUGAGGAACAUCUGGGCAUUAUGGCCUAUGCCACCUGGUUGCGAUGGGUUACUCCCAGGCCACCGUUGGCGGACAUGUUUGCGGUCCACCUGGAAAGCACUUCCGGAAGGAUUGGUGAACCGACGCGGCUGCGCGUUGAGGUUCUAUCGAGGGAAAUCGAGAUGAGCAAGGUGAAGGCGUUCGUAAGCACCCCGAACAGUAACAUGUUGCACCCGGUGAAGCUAAAUUCCAGGGGAGAGGGUACUUAUGUUCCGGAUAAGUAUGGGAUGCAUGAAAUUGUGCUGGAGGUUGACGAUAAUCAACUGGGUGGCCACUUCUUCCGGGUGCUGCCUCGGCUGGUGACGGUUGCCCCUCCUGGAAUGGCACCGUGUGCCCUGGGCAGCUUGGUGGAGGUGCUUGUCAAUGCUACCGGUGCUCCGAAGACUGAGGAUAUUCUGGUGACGGCGUACAGCCCGUCCGGAAGACCCUUGAAGUGUCCGCUGAAGAAGAUCGACCACGGACACAGUGCCAUAUUCAAGCCGGACGAGGCCGGCGUUUGGGAGAUUGCCAUAACGUACCAGGGACGGCACAUCCAGGGCGGUCCGUUUACCUGCUCGGUAUUCGACCCCAGUGGUGUCUCGGUGCACGGACUGGACGGUGCCAUGCCGCUGCGGGCUCACUCGUUCGAAGUGGACGCCCGUGGGGUCGGAGUCAGUGGAGAGCUGCACGUGGAUAUCGUGCACGAGAAGCGCUCGCUGGUCUGCUCGGUGGAGAAGCUGCAGGAGAACAAGUACCAGGUGACGUUUAUGCCGAGACAGAACGGGAAACAUCGGGUGUACAUCUACUUCAAUGGGUACGAUGUCAAGGGAUCGCCGUAUAUUAUGCGAGUCGGAAGCAAGGGCCGAUCCGGGAAGACCAGAAGCAGCCCGCAGCACGACAGUCGGAUGAGAUCGGAGAGCCCGUCGUACCACUUCCACAGUUCAUCCUUGAACCGGAAAAGCGAACUCAAACGGGACAUCUACUCUCCGCAAACAGUUCCGGCUGUCAAGGAAAUCUACAGCAGCCGAUUGACUUCCCCGUUGAGGGAAAGCCCAUCUCCAAAGGAUGUCCUCAACAGCAGUAGUUUCAAAACUGAGUACAAGAAUUUAUCAUCCGACAACGAUUAUGGCUUCAGAAAGAGUACGGAGGCGCUGGCAAGCGAUUUCAAAACUCCACCGAAAGAGGAUGGCUUCAACUACGUCAAGACGGUCCGUACGGAAAACCAUGUUACGAAGACGAUUCGUCAGCAUCGUGACUCGGAGAGUCCCAGUCUGCUCCGUGCCAGCCCGGGCUUGAAGAGUCCUCAAACCGUAUCCUCAACCAUCUACGAAUCCCGGAAUGCUACUGCUAGUCCCAAGUUCUACACAUCCACAACUCGUUACGUCCCGUCACCGGUCGAGGCCCGUAUUUCGAGUCCGAUCAAUAUGCACGAGAAAAACGAAUCGUACAAGUUUACCGAACGGGAGUCGAAGUUCAAGAGUACCAUCACUCGGGAUGUUGCACGGGACAGUCCCACGAUUGAAAUGUACAAAACAUCCUCCCCGUCGGUGGUUGACUAUUCUUCGAACAUCAAAGUAACUUCUAAUAAUGGCCCUUCCCGUCGGGAUAGCCGCGACGUUAUCAGCAAGACGAAGCACAUGUUUUCACAGAAUUCUCUUGAAUCGCUGGCUAAUUUAACCGAGAAGCAGCUGAACACGGAUUUGACGUUUGACCGAACGGUUGAUUCCCAGACGGAGAAGAACACGCACUUCAACAAGUUCUCGCUGGGGGAGAACAACUACCGAAGCGAUAGGAAACUGAUCGAAGACGAGGGUUUGUACCGCCCGGGAGGUUAUCUGAAGAAUUAUAAGACGGAGUCGAGCGAACGGUACGAAAAAUAUACGACCUUGAACAGUGGGUUUGAACCGAUUGGACGUGACGUCACUGGUGCUAGGGCGAUCCGAGUUCAGGAUAUUCCCGAUGGAGUUCUGGGACGACCGGUUGAGUUUGAGAUUGACGGUUCCCAAGCCGGAUCCGGAAAUCUGGAAAUUUUGGUCAACGGCGGUCGCGUGACGUCGGCGGUGCGUGCUCUGGGUAAUCAGCGUUUUGUCGCCAGUUUUACCCCGCACGAGUCCGGUGUCCACACGGUGCAGAUUACGUUCAACGAGGAAACCGUACCAGGUUCACCGUGGAAUAUCAACAUAAUGUCCUCACCGGGGCUGACGGCUCUCGGUGAAUCCACCCGACUGGUGCCGGCCAAUGUGCCGGCGGUUUUUGAGGUUCUGCCGCCUCCUGGAGCUUCAAUCCGGGGCAGUGACUGCGUGGCGACUGUGCUCUCGCCCAGCAAGAGCAAAGUUAACGCGCGAGUCACCCACGAGGCGGCCAACGGUGCAGUGAGGAUCGAGUUCGUCCCGAACGAAGUCGGAACGCACAUCAUCGAAGCCUCAAUUGGUGGAACCACACUGGUCGGGGGACCGUUAAUUGCCAAGGUCUACGACUCGAGCUUGAUUCAGGUCACGGAUGUUAAUGGAGGAGUGGUGGGACAACCGUGCCAAUUCCGGGUGGAUGCCAGUGCGGCCGGAGAAGGACAACUGGAAAUUUCAAUCAAUGAAGGAGAAGUUCCAAAUCACGUACAGGUGGUCGGAGGUGGUAGAUGCCUGGUAUCGUUCACCCCGGAGCAAGCGAAACCUCACUUGAUCGAUAUCAAAUUCAACGGAGAAACCGUGAUCGGUUGUCCGUUUGUGUGCUCGGUUGCCGAUACCAGUCGAGUCUUGCUCAAUCUGUCCAACCUGGAACUGAUUCCGGUGAACAGACCAGCUUCGUUCCACAUCACCGUCAGUGGUGGAGGAGCCGCAGAACUGGCUGUAAGUGUACGAGGUCCACAGGGAGAGCUACCCGUUAGAGUGACCGGUGACAUUCAUGCAGGAUUCACCGCAGAGUUCACACCGAACCACGUGGGAGCUCAUACGAUCAAUGUAGAAUACAACGGUUACCCGGUGCAGGGAACUCCUUUCGUUGCCAAGUCUUACGAUGCGACAAAAGUCGGAGUGGGCUCUGUUUCCAAGGGCACCGUUGGAAGACCCGUACAAUUCACCGUAGAUGCCGGCGAUGCCGGUGAAGGAAAUCUGGAGAUCACCAUCUCCGCCAAAGGCCAUAACAUUCCCACCCAGGUGCACCCGCAGGGAAAUGCCAAAUUCGCCGUAUCGUUUGUCCCCGCCGAGCCAUGUGAACACAUUAUCAAUGUUUCGUUCAACAAAAUGCUCGUACCCGGUUGUCCCAUAACGGUGAUCAUCAACGGGGGAACCACUGGACCACAAGUGUCCCUCGGUGGACCAGGUCCGCUACAUUUGCCGAAUUCGCUAAUCAUCAAUCACGCCGGAGGCCGACUGGAGGACAUCGAAGUCAAUGUCGAAGGACCAUCCGGACAUUCGGUGCCAGCUCAGGUUCUGCAAACGGCCGACGGUGUGUUCAAGGCCGAGUUUGUGCCGCGGGUCGUCGGCGAGCAUCGAGUCAGCGUGACCGUGGAGGGACAGCCGACCGUGGGCAGUCCGUACUCUGCUAAGGUCUACGACGUAACGGCGAUCAAGGUGAAGAACGUCAACAAUGGCACCGUGGGAAAGCCUGUCGUCUUCUUGGUUGAGACAUCCCAAGCGGGUCCGGGCAAUUUGGAGGUUACGGUCAACGGAGGACGGGUACCAACAUCGGCUCAAGCUCAAGGUCAGCAUACGUACGCGAUCAGCUUCACUCCACGGGAGGCUCAGAAUCAUACCGUGGAGUUGCGCUUCAACGGGCAGGACGUACCGGGAAGCCCGUUCACUUGCAAGGUAUCGCCAGCAGCACGGAUCGUCACCAGUGAUCUGAUGGACAAGGUAAGCGUAGGGCACGUGUUCGAUUUUCUGGUGGAGUCGGACAUCUCACCGGUCGUGGAAGUUUUGGGACCAGCCAGAAGAGCAGUUCGUGCGGAUGUGAUUCCGGUUUCGGGAGCAUAUCGCGUCAAAUUUGAACCGAUCGAGGUCGGCGAUCAUUCGGUUGAGGUUCGUCUGCCCGGUAGUGGCCACGUUGAAGGAAGUCCGUUUCUGUUGAAGGCUUACUCAGCUGAAAAGGUGGUCGUGACGGAUAUUAGACCUGGUGUCGUCGGAAAGAGCGUCAGCUUCGGGAUCAAUGCUAGCCAAGCUGGAGCGGGAAAUUUGGAGAUCAUUGUCGCAGUCGGAGGAAAGAACGUACCGAACUUCGUCCAAUCCGAGGGAAAUGCACGAUUCAAAGUAAAUUUUAAACCAACGGAAGCUGCCACACACUCGUUGUCGGUGAGGUUCAAUGGUUAUCCAGUUCCAGGAUCUCCGUUUGCUUGUCAUGUUACGCAUGCUCCAGUUUCGCUUUCCAAGGCGAUCGCAACCGGAGAGUGUUUGAGACAGGCUCCGGUUAAAUGCGAGAACAUUUUCGAGCUGGAAGGUUUCGAUGGUAUCGAUCCUCAGGUGUUGAUUACUUCCCCUUCGGCUGAUACUGUCUCCUGCAGAGUGUCCUUCCGAGACGAUAUCCACUAUGUUUCGUUUGUUCCGACCUCGGUCGGUAGACACUUGAUCAGUGUUACAGCGAACGAUCAGCACAUCAAUGGAUCGCCAUUUUCUUGCAACGUCUUUGACGUUUCCCGGGUUGCCAUCAGUGGACUCGAUCCCCACAACACUAUGGCCUCACUGGGAGUUCCGUUGACCUUCAGCGUUGAUGCUGCCGGAGCCGGUGAAGGAACGCUGGAACUGGUCGUUUCCACGGCAACCAGUACCGUGAAAGCCGAAGUUACUGCUUGCGCAAGAGGUUUGUACGACGUUACAUUUGUACCGCAGACCUGUGAACCUCACUUUGUUAACAUCACGUUCAACGAUCUUCCGGUGGAUGGAAGUCCUUUCCGUUGUGAAGUUCAGCAAAAUACGCAAAACGUACAGAUUGGCAACAUUACGUUCAUUGAGCUGGUCGGUGAGGAACAGACCGUGGAGAUCUACGACCCAGAAAAUAAGAUGGUGCCAUUCACACUGUCCCGGAAAUCCGCCGAAUUCAAAGCGACUAAAAUUGGAAGCUACAUCAUUCGGUACAUCGAUCAGGAAACACGGUCGUUCAUCGCUGCUAGGACGAUCAAUGUAUUCGAUCCCUGCAUGGUUAAAAUCGUCGAGGUUGGAGAAGCUUACUGCCAUAAGCCGGCUUCCCUGGCGGUGUCAAUACUGGAUGCCGGUCAGGGUACACUGACUUCCGUGGUUCGUUGUGGAGGCCUGGAAGUGCCACAUUCAAUUCGAGGACCCACCAAAAACGGUACCUGGGAGAUUGUAUACCAUCCAACGCGAGUUGCUCCACACAAGAUCAUGAUCCUGUACAACCAGGUCCCGAUCGCCAGUAAGCCUAUCGAGAUCAACGUCUUGGCUCCUGCAAUGACGAAGGAGAUCACCGUCAACGGUUUGGGACUGUACCAGGCUCGCGUAACCAAGACGACCUCGUUCGCCAUCGACACCGUUGGUCAUCUGGCACGGGAGUUUGAUGUGGUCGUUUCCGGCCCGGGAGGUCAAGCUCUGCCGGUGCGCUGCUACCAGACCAAGGGUGGCCAUCUGCAGGCGGAAUUCACCGUGCAGAAGGUUGGGCAAUGCUUGAUUGACGUUCUUCAUCAAUCGAAACCUUUGCCGGGAAGUCCAUACACCUGUGAGUCGUAUGAUCCUUCCAAGAUUCAUCUGCAGAAAGUGCCCAAAAUGAACCUUUGUACCAAUUCACCGAUUACCUGGAAUGUGGAGUCCGAGUCGGCAGGCGUGGCAGAGAUCGAAGUCACCGUUCUAUCCCCUACGGGACAGAAUGUCCCCGUAGAGCUGACCCAACAGGAAGAUUACGUUCACCAGGUCGAGUUCUUGCCGUUGAGUGCCGGUCACUACAAAGUCACCGUCAUGUAUGGAGGAGAGAGCGUCCCAGGAUCACCGAUCACGUUUGCCGUCCAAGCUGUCGGAAAUAAAACGGAUAGCCACGCUUCCGGGAAUGGACUGGAAGUUGCUCACCGUGGCAAGGAGACGUCCUUUGUAGUGUUUUGCCCUUCGAUGCCAAACGUCCAGAUCGAACGAUGUGACGAACAAGCUGAGCGAAUCGAGCCCAAGAUCAAGAACUUGGGUAACAACGAAUGGAAGAUUUUCUACACAAUUCUGACGGUUGGAGAGUAUGAAAUCAGGGCCAGCUGUACCAAUCGAGGCCCUCUACCGGGAUCACCAUGGACCAUUUCGUGUCUGGAUCCAGUGAAGGUCACUCCAAUCGGAGGUUGGGGAAGCUUGUUGGAUACUAAUGGAAAACUGCUGCUGCCAGUCAAGAUUGCCUUCGACACUAGUAUGGCUGGACCUGGAGAAUUGACCUGCUAUGUGGACAGUACUGAGAUCAUUGUUGAGAAACAAGGCAAUGGACGCUGUCUGCUCUACCUGUCCGAUGAAGAACUAUCCAAGGGAGAACAUAGCUUCGACUUAACCUGGUCUGGACUGCCAAUCUCACAGAGUCCUGGAUACGUGUUCGUCACAGGCAACUCAUCCGCCGCCGAUAAGGUUGUUCUUACCGGAAGAGGUCUAACUUCUGGACAAGUAGGUGAAAUUUCUCACUUCACAAUCGACGCCUCAGAAGCGUUGUCCGGAAAACCAGAAGUUCACAUGGAGUUCGAAGAUGGAGAAAACCUACCGGUCACGCUUUUGCAACCAAGACCAAAUGAACUAAUCUGGCUAGCUUCGUUCAAUCCACACAAAUCCACCGGAGGACCGCUGAGCCUCUCCGUCGAGUGGAACGGUCGAUUGAUCAAGGGUUGUCCUCUGACCAUAUCCGUGGGUCCAGCAGUAGAUGCUGCCAAGGUUCUAUGCUCUGGCGAAGGACUUCGCAACGGUGUUGUUGGUCGAGACAUCAAAUCCUGGAUCGACACGAGACGUGCCGGACCAGGAGAGCUGACCGCUCACUGUGCCGGUCCUCGGAAGGUCGCUUACUGCGAACUGUACGAUCAUGGAGACGCUACGUUCACCUUGAACGUCAAGCCUCAGGAACCGGGAAGACAUACACUCACGAUCAAGUACGGAGGUCAACACGUUCCCGGAUCACCGUUCACGCUCCGUGUAGCGGGAGCUCCCGAUGCUAGUAAGGUUCGCGUCUACGGACCAGGAAUCGAGCAUGGUGUGCUUGCGACGUUCCAGUCGCGGUUUAUCGUUGAUACGCGAGGAGCCGGUGCCGGACAGCUGACGGUUCGCGUACGCGGACCCAAGGGGGCAUUCCGAGUUGAGAUGCAGCGGGAGAGCCAGAAGGAUAGAACUAUUCUUUGCAAGUACGAUCCCACCGAACCGGGAGACUAUCGAGUGGAGGUCAAGUGGGCCGGCGAAUUGGUUCCGGGAUCACCGUUUCCGGUGCUGAUCUUCGACACCCAGGAGGAACUAAAGCGAUUCCUGCACAACAAUUAGCAUCACCAUUUAAGUAUUCUUAUUUGUGCAGUUUACCUACCCCGUAAGAUGUUGACUAAUUUAUGUUAGAACAUGACGCAAGAAGGAA
This is a messenger RNA of Ochlerotatus camptorhynchus, 8828 nucleotides long. RefSeq names its product filamin-type immunoglobulin domains fbug (gene jbug). Bases 236 to 8740 code for a protein of 2834 amino acids. Lineage: Eukaryota; Metazoa; Arthropoda; Insecta; Diptera; Culicidae. Gene Ontology annotation, biological process: actin cytoskeleton organization. The record is from RefSeq and is a predicted model, not a curated record. The transcript has 17 exons. Gene Ontology annotation, molecular function: actin filament binding.